CUCGGGUAUUAUACAUGUAAGUGGUCUCGAGAUGUAUAAAGUUGACGGAAUAUCCCUCGAUUGUAUCAUAUCAUCCCUCUGUUCAUCAUCAGCAUCAACAUCAUCUGCCUUCACUAAAAACACUAGAAACAAACCACACCACAACUACCAAAACCAACAUCAUCAUCACCACCCUUCAACCACUCCAUCUACAACCCUUCUUCAACCUCCUCUUUCAUAAACAAAACCCCACCAACCGCCAAAAUGCAGUUCACCGCCACCAUCAUCUCCAUCCUGGCCACCGCCGCCACCGUCCUCGCCGCCCCCGUUGAGGUCGCCUCCGCCACUCCCCUCGAGGCCCGCGCCUGCAAGACAGUGGCCGCCUCCCCCUCGGGUGUCUGGGUGUCUAAGAACGCCCCGCAGUGGGUGGGCUUCUGGGUUCCCACCGACGCCGUCGGCGCCUGCGAGCUCAAGGCCGUCUUCCCCGCCGGCUUCCCCAUCGCCGGCACCAGGCCCCAGGUCAACAUCAUUGACGUCAACGGCCCCGCUCCGGGCUCCAUCGUCGGCACCGUCACCUUCACCCCCGGCACCAGCACCACCAUCAACUCGUUCGCCUGCCGCCAGGAUAUGCAGUAUAAGCUCGAGGUCGCCAGCUGGCAGGCUCAGGGGUCCGUCUCGUACCCGGCCCAGCACGGCACUGGUUUGAUCCUCACCUAUGGCUGCUAGAUGCCUUUUUUCCCCUCUUCUCUCUUCUUUCUUUUUAUUCUUCUUUUCGUCUUUGCUUUUUUUACUUGGUGAUAUAUGAUAGAUGAUGUGAUGAAGUAGAGGAAGUUUGGGUGGCUCUCUCUGGGUUAAUACUUUCGAUUCGGACACGCUCAUUCGGGCUAAUUAAUUCUUUUCUGCCGCGGUUUUCUAUGCACGCAAUGGCUAAUGUUUCCUAUUUAAUCCCCACUCCUUUGGUACAGCCAAGUUGUAGAUGGAGUGGUUGAGUACACUCCUUAGUUUAGCUUAUUUGAUGGUUCAAUAGAAUCUGGCUUUUUAACAUAAAAC
Messenger RNA from Pyricularia oryzae 70-15, 1029 nucleotides. RefSeq lists its product as uncharacterized. The transcript has a single exon. The record is from RefSeq and is a predicted model, not a curated record. The coding region runs from base 244 to 705 and encodes 153 amino acids. Lineage: Eukaryota; Fungi; Ascomycota; Sordariomycetes; Magnaporthales; Pyriculariaceae.